Castor canadensis (American beaver) is the source of this 2673-nucleotide messenger RNA. Lineage: Eukaryota; Metazoa; Chordata; Mammalia; Rodentia; Castoridae. The record is from RefSeq and is a predicted model, not a curated record.
CUAGACAGUUCCAAGCAAACUCUCUCUCUCUCUCUUUCUUUCUGUCUCUCAAGUUUUCUUUCUUCCCAAGUUUUAAACCUUAAGGAAAGAUGGAGCAACCUGCUAAGGAAACCACUGCAGAAAGCAGUGGACCAAAGGUUUUGGAAACAGCAGAAGAAAUCCAGCAGAGGCGUGAAGAAGUGUUGAAUCGGUACCACAGGUUCAAGAAACGAGUUGCUGAGAGGGGUCAGAAGCUUGAAGAGUCCUAUCACUACCAGGUUUUCAGGAGAGAGGCAGAUGACCUGGAAAAGUGGAUCAUGGAGAAACUUGAGAUUGCAAAGGACAAGAGCUAUGAGCCAACUAACAUACAGGGGAAAUAUCAGAAGCAUGAAUCCUUUGCAGCGGAGGUGCAAGCAAAAUCAAAGGUCCUUCCUGAGCUGGAAGAAACUAGGGAAAUCAGGUUUACUAAAGACCAUUUUGCCCAUGAGGAGACCAAGAUCCAUCUGGAGGAACUGCAUCACCUGUGGGACCUACUGCAGGAGCUUACUGAGGAGAAGGGUGACCUGCUGCGGCGGGCUCUGAGGUUCUAUCAGUAUGCACAGGACUGUGAAGACAUCUUGGAGUGGAUCAAAGACAAAGAGGCUAUAGUGACAUUAGUAGAGCUGGGUGAGGACUGGGAACGUACCGAAGUUCUGCAUAAGAAGUUUGAAGAGUUCCAGGAAGAACUGACAGUUCGUAAAGGGAGAGUGGACAAAGUGAACCAGUAUGCCAAUGAGUGUGCUGAGGAGAACCAUCCUAAAUUGCCUUUGAUAAAGUCAAAGCAGGAUGAGGUAAAUACUGCCUGGGAGCAUCUCUGUAAUCUAGCUCUCCAGAGACAGCAAACUCUGACCAGUGCUGCAGAACUGCAGAGGUUCAAAAGGGAUGUGACUGAAGACAUACAGUGGAUGAAGGAGAAAGAACCUGUACUGGCCUCUGAGGACUAUGGCAAAGAUCUUUUUACUUCUGAAGCCCUGUUUCACACUCACAAGGGACUUGAGAGGAACCUUGCAGUCAUGCAGGACAAGGUAAAAGAGUUAUGUGCCAAAGCAGACAAGCUGAUGACUUCCCAUCCUUUGGAUGCACCUCAGAUUCAGCAGAUGAAAGAGGAUCUGGUCUCCAACUGGGACCACGUUCGUGCUUUGGCUACUACCCGAUAUGCAAAACUACAGGCUUCUUAUUGGUACCAUCGGUUCUUAUCUGACUAUGAUGAGCUCACAGGCUGGAUGAAUGAAAAGACUGCUCUCAUCAGUGCUGAUGAGCUGCCAACAGAUGUUGCUAGUGGGGAAGCCCUACUAGCCAGGCACCAGCAACAUAAGCAUGAAAUUGACUCUUAUGAUGACCGAUUUCAAUCUGCUGAUACAAUUGGUCAAGACCUUCUGGAUGGCAAUCAUGAAGCUUCUGAUGAAAUUCGGGAAAAGAUGACAACCCUUGCCAAUGAUUGGGCUGCCCUGCUGGAACUGUGGGACAGACGGCAGCAUCAGUACCAGCAGUGCUUGGAUUUUCACCUCUUCUACAGAGACAGCGAACAAGUAGAUAGUUGGAUGAGUAGACAAGAGGCAUUCCUGGAAAAUGAGGACCUGGGAAACUCAGUGGGCAGUGUAGAAGUCCUACUUCAGAAGCACGAUGACUUUGAGGAAGCCUUUACUGCCCAGGAAGAGAAGAUCAUAACCCUGGAUGAAACUGCAACCAAACUCAUUGACAAUGAUCAUUAUGAUUCAGAGAAUAUUGCUGCAAUUCGUGAUGGGUUAUUGGCCCGGCGGGAUGCCCUACGUGAAAGGGCUGUAACUCGACGCAAGUUGCUGGUGGAUUCAUUGCUUCUGCAACAAAUGUAUCAAGACUCAGAUGACCUAAAAACCUGGAUCAACAAAAAGAAAAAGUUGGCAGAUGAUGAAGAGUACAAGGAUAUACAGAACUUGAGAAGCCGGGUUCAAAAGCAGAAAGACUUUGAAGAGGAGUUGGCAGCUAAUGAGAUCAUGCUCAACAACCUAGAGAAAACCGGCCAGGAGAUGGUGGAGAGCAAUCACUAUGCCUCUGAGGCUGUGGCUGCCCGUGUGAGUGAGGUCGGCAGCCUCUGGAAGGAGUUGUUGGAGGCAACAGCACAGAAAGGGACCCAGUUACAUGAAGCUAACCAACAGCUACAAUUUGAAAAUAAUGCAGAAGACCUGAUGCGAUGGCUGGAGGAAGUGGAGUGUCAAGUUACCUCUGAGGAUUAUGGGAAGGGCCUGGCUGAUGUACAGAAUUUACUCAGGAAACACGGCCUCCUGGAAGCGGCUGUGGUUGCUCGUCAGGAUCAAGUGGACACCCUCACAGACAUGGCUUCACAUUUUGAAGAAAUAGGCCAUCCUGAUUCUGGGACCAUUCGUGCAAGGCAAGAAUCAUUGGUAUCCAGGUUUGAAGCUCUGAAAGAUCCACUGGCCACCCGAAAAAAGAAGCUUAUUGACCUACUAAAUCUGCAAAGAAUUUGCAGAGAUUCUGAGGAUGAGGAGGCCUGGAUCGAAGAGACUGAACCCUCAGCAGCUUCCACCUAUCUUGGUAAGGACUUAGUUGCAGCCAAGAAUCUUCUGAACAGACAUGAAGUCAUCCUUGCAGACAUUGCCAACCAUGAGCCAAGAAUCCAGUUGAUAACAGAGAGGGGAAACAAGAUGGUACAGGAAG